Paralichthys olivaceus (Japanese flounder) is the source of this 2218-nucleotide messenger RNA. The record is from RefSeq and is a predicted model, not a curated record. Lineage: Eukaryota; Metazoa; Chordata; Actinopteri; Pleuronectiformes; Paralichthyidae.
CUAUUGACCCUUACAUUUUCUUGUAGAGGCGUAGAGACUUCCUUCAGCUGAUGUUGGAUGCUCGAACCAGCAAAGAGUCUGUGUCUUUGGAGCACUUCGAUACACUGAACCAUACCGAUGAGCUCAAUCACAGGAACCAGCCAGCUCCGCCAGUGCAGCCAUCGGCCUCAGAUCAGGAGGCGCAUGGCAGGGCUCCUCAGAGAAAGAUGAUAACUGAGGAUGAGAUCGUGGGCCAGUCUUUUGUCUUCCUCCUGGCAGGCUACGAAACCAGCAGCAACACCCUGGGCUUCACCUGCUACCUGCUGGCCAUCCACCCUGAAUGUCAACACAAAGUACAGGAAGAGGUUGAUGAGUUCUUCACUAGACAUGAGUCACCAGAUUACACAAAUGUUCAGGAGCUGAAGUAUUUGGACAUGGUUGUUUGUGAAGCACUGCGCCUCUACCCUCCUGGAUUCAGGUUUGCACGAGACAUCGACCAGGACUGUGUGGUGAAUGGACAGUUUCUCCCUAAAGGAGCAUCGCUGGAGAUCCCUGCAGGUUUCCUCCAUUACGACCCCGAGCAUUGGCCCGAGCCUGAGAGGUUCAUCCCUGAGAGAUUCACACCAGAGGCCAAGGCCGGUCGACAUCCAUUUGUAUAUCUACCGUUUGGGGCCGGCCCCCGUAACUGCGUGGGCAUGAGGCUCGCUCAGCUGGAGAUCAAAAUGGCUUUAGUUCAUCUGUUUCACAAAUACAACAUCGUGGCCUGCACUGAGACGAAGGUUCCGCUCGAGUUGAAGUCAUCGAGCACUUUAGGACCCAAAAAUGGCAUAUUCGUGAAAAUCACUAGAAGAAAUUCGGGAGCGGAUCAAUUGAAUUCGCCACCAGAUGAUUAGAAACUCACCGUUCAUCUUCUUGGUUGGUGGUAAAAGUUAUAAAUCAUCCAAUAGGUCAAUGGUGUAAUACUUUCCAGGAUCUUUAAUUUCCAUAGAUUACUUUUUUUAACUUUAAAUUUAAGUACCAUGCAUACCUCAACCAUUGUGCUCAUCUCAUGCCUUUUCAUUGAGGGGGGAGAAGAGACUGGGCCUAAUUUCUUUGCUGUCAUAAAUGACACUUGCACAAAACUGUGAACUCCCUACUGAUGGCUUCAUCAGUUAAAUAUAAUAAUGACAGAGGGAGCUGGAGGGCGUGUGAAUAAAGACAUAGGAGUGAACAACGGAGAAGAAUUGUGCUCUACUGAAAGAGCAACCAGCAUUACUGUUUCUGAGGCUGUUGUUUUGAGCAGGCUCAAACUGCACUGUCAGUUUAUUUUUGUGAUUCCACUCAUGUGAAAUUGCGUGCUCUAUUUAAGCUGCGUACUACUUCCAUUACAAGCCACUUCACAAACCACCUCCACCCUCCUCUCUGGGAGUUCCCAGAACAGAGACAUACCACCAAAUAUAAGUUACUGCAAUUGUUGAAAUCUACUUAAUCUAGUCGAGAGUGGUCGCUGCUGAUUUGUAGUUUUUAUUUCACUAUUAGAAAGUGUUGACAGGUUUGAACAACGAGUGUCAGGGUCACUUAAAUGGGGAAAAUAAGAUUUCGAGAAUAAGGCCAUAAUAUUAAGAGAAUAAAUUUGUAUUUUUUAGGCUAUGUGUAAUUUUAAAGGGGGAAUAUCAGAACAUUAGCCUGUCGCCUAUGUUUAAACCAGGAAUGUGGAGCAUCUUGUUAAGUUCUGCUUUUUGUAGAUUUCACAAAUAACAAAAAUAUUUGUUCUAAAGAAAGAACCACGUAGACCUCUUGCCCAUUCUGUUGGUUGCUGGUUAUUUCCACAAAAAAAGAAAUGGGUUAGUGUUUUUACUUAAUUCCUGUAAUAUUAUGAGUUUCUUCACAAUUACAACUUAAUUGAUCUAAUAUUUUGACUUUAUUCCUUAAAUCUCAGAAUUUUCUAUCUUUUAUCUGGCCCUAAUACUCCAUCAUAAGUUUGCACUGUGGAAUUAUGAUUUAUUUUUUGUGAUGCCAUUAAUUUUUUAUUCUCAUUGAAACAUCUGCUCUGUUGAAUUUUAACCCGUGCGUUGGGAGUGAGUCUGAGUUCAUGAAUUCUAAAUGAAAUCAUUAAUCCAGUUUAAGUUUGAAUAAAUGCAAUAAGUUUUCUGAUGAUGAUGAUUCACCAUGUGUGUGUAAAAUGUGUGUAGUUCAGUGACUAAAGAGAUUUCUUAUUAUUAAUUCAUUAAACAGUUAAAAUAAAGGUGUUAAAUAAUGA